Messenger RNA from Ostertagia ostertagi, 717 nucleotides. The record is from the annotation of a GenBank genome assembly. NCBI's taxonomy places the organism in Eukaryota, Metazoa, Nematoda, Chromadorea, Rhabditida, Trichostrongylidae.
AUGGGUGUCAUAGCCGUGCGCGGCGCUCAUGUAUUCGGGGAGAGGGAAAUUCAAGCGAGUAAGCCAGUUGCCACGUUCAAAGGAAAGAAGACGAGCUGGCCAUAUGCCGCAACUCCCGUGCAGCAAGUUCAGGUCAAGCCAGACACAGGAAAAGACGAAAAAUGUGAGCAGAAAAAAGAUCCAUUAAAGCCGGUGAAGGCCUUAUCUCCUGCACCUCAAGUACAGGCGAAAUCAGAAGUCAAAAAACCAGGAACGCCUGUGAAGACGCAGAAGUGUGAACCAGUGCGAACAGUAGAGGUUGCGCAGAAGCCGCCGAAGAGUGAAGCACCGCAACCACCAAAGGAAAAACCAAAAAGCCAAAUCAAGUCAAUCGUUCCUCCAAGUAAUCAACACUCGGUCGCCGCUAUGGACCCCAACUAUGAAACACUCCAUGGUUUGAGUAAUGAUGCGAUCUUUCCAAAAAAGAACGAUAAUCCUAAUCCCAAUAAGAACGAAGUAAAGGAGACCUCCGAUAACGCUUAUGAAAACGCAGCUACAUUAGACAAUGAAGACAUUGUCAUCAAGGUGAGUUUGCUCGGGAAACAGGAUGUGAAGUUUACUGACAAUGGGCUCGAGAAUUUCAUUCUUUACCCUGCUUUUGGAAAUGGUCUCAAGCUUCUUCCAAAAUGCCAGCCCGCCGCCGUAAUAACAAGAAGUGAAAGCGGGGGAACCACUUGA